Molecule: messenger RNA, 1807 nt
Organism: Branchiostoma belcheri (Belcher's lancelet)
Lineage: Eukaryota; Metazoa; Chordata; Leptocardii; Amphioxiformes; Branchiostomatidae
Product: protein ABHD16A-like
Exons: 19
Coding region: 72-1664 (530 amino acids)
Biological process (GO): phosphatidylserine catabolic process; monoacylglycerol catabolic process
Cellular component (GO): endomembrane system
Molecular function (GO): monoacylglycerol lipase activity; glycerophospholipase activity
Source: RefSeq, a predicted model, not a curated record
ACGGCCUAUCACUAGCGCCACCUAGCAAGUAGUAAGAAAACUGCAGUAAUCUAGACCGAACCAAAACCAAAAUGGCUGCUCUCUGGCGCUGUGCGACCGGACCUAGGCUGUUCCGAAUCCCCGCCAACAGCGAAGGAAAGAGUCGUCCGUAUGAAGCCAACACAGCUGAAGUUCUGGGAGACAGGAUCAUACAAUGGGCAUCCUUCAUGUGGUCUCUGUCCUGUUGGACUUCUCCCAUCCUCGUCACCUACCUGUACCGGAAAGGGUAUUUCACCAUAGAAGGCAUGAACAGUGGACUCCGUAUGGCCAUGGCUACAGCUGUCAUACUGUCAGGGGCGUUUUGGCUAAGAGGCAUCGGGAGAUGGGCUAACCCUGACUACUGUACCUUCAUCGCCAUCCUGACUGCAGCUCGACAGGUCUUCUCUGUAGAAAAUAAGGUGAGGCUGGCCAGGUAUGACUUUGACUUCUGGGCGUGGCCGGUCAACUACAGCUGGACGCAGGUGGCCAACAGGGAUGUCCCGAUGAAGAGGCUCCAGCCCAGGUCCAAGGCCCGCGGCGUGGCAGACAAGGUGUGGGGACUGCCCUGUGAUGUGGCCAGCUACCUGAUGGUGCACACAUUUGGACGGCGUAUGAUUUACCCUGGCACAGUGGGGCUGCUGCAGAAGGCUAUGGCUCCAAUGCUUCAGGAGGGUCGAAAGAAACUGGUGGAAAAGUAUGACGGAGAGCGUGCAAAACUGCUGGCUCAGGACGGAAACGAAAUCGACACCAUGUUUGUGGACAGGAGGUCAACAGGAGAGGAGAAGGGCAGGAAACUGGUCAUCACCAGUGAGGGAAAUGCGGGGUUCUAUGAAGUUGGGUGCAUGUGUACACCACUGGAUGCUGGUUACUCUGUGCUGGGCUGGAACCACCCUGGCUUUGGUGGCAGCACGGGUAUCCCAAUGCCGGAGAAUGAGGGGAAUGCGAUCGACGUUGUGCUGCAGUAUGCCGUGCAUCAGCUAGGGUUCUCUCCCGACAACAUCAUCAUCUUCGCAUGGUCCAUCGGCGGAUACCCAGCAUCCUUUGCAGCCAUGAACCACCCCACCGUCAGCGGGGUCAUUCUGGAUGCGACCUUUGAUGACCUUUUGCCCUUGGCAAUAUCAAGGAUGCCAGAGAGCUUACGAGGUAUGGUGAUCCGAAGUGUCAACACAUACUUCAACCUGGACAUAGCUGCACAGCUCAACAGGUACCCAGGUCCUGUGAUGCUGGUCAGGAGAACCAGAGAUGAGAUGAUCACAACAAUUGACCCUGAUGCUAUAGAAUCUAACAGGGGCAACGACCUGCUGGUCAAACUGCUGCAGUUCAGAUACCCUAAGCUGAUCACAGAGUCCACCAUCACCAUGCUCCGGGAGUGGCUCUCAGCACCCACCCCCACAGUGCAAGCUGCUGUGUAUAACCAGUACUCGGUAGAUGAGCAGCUCUGCACGUCCCUGCUGAAGUCCUGGGUGGAGGAAAACUCCGCUAACUUCCCCUGUCUGAUCGGCGACCAACUCAGCUCUGAAGAGAAGACUCAGCUAGUGCUCUUUUUGGCUUCCAAACACAUGAUAAACUAUGAGUCCACCCACUGCACCCCUCUGCCAGUGAGCCACUUCCGCCUGCCCUGGUCGCUAGCUGCACUCCGCGGAUAAUCAUGGGCACUCCGUGGAGAACAGUUUUAUAGACCCUUGUUCUAUAAUGAUGAUUUUGACAAUGAGACAUUUUGUAACUAUACACUGUUUUGUGUGUUGAUUUGUAAAGAAAAUAUGAAAGUAUGGCAGGGCACUUAACAUUA